This is a messenger RNA of Varroa destructor (honeybee mite), 7902 nucleotides long. It is a transcript of the gene aos, whose product is annotated as protein argos. NCBI's taxonomy places the organism in Eukaryota, Metazoa, Arthropoda, Arachnida, Mesostigmata, Varroidae. The record is from RefSeq and is a predicted model, not a curated record.
UCUACGUUCAGUCAGUUCGCGCUCGGCCGUCCAGCAGUCAAGACGACGAAGCGAUUCGAAGGCGACGAAGAUGAGAACGAUGAUGACGACGACAACAGCGAAGUCGUAAAAACCCUAAGCAAGCCCGAGGCAGACAGUGAAACAGAAUCGAACAACAACGACCGGCUACUAAAGAAAAAGGUGGAGCACGCGUUGGCCAGACCUAUCAACAUUGAAAGAUACGGACAGAAACACAGACGUUCAAGGCGCCGCUAUACAUCAUCAUCAUCGUUCUCACCUAGCUAGCCAGCCAGCCAGCCAGCCAGCCAGCCAACCAGCCUGGAGCAUCAGCAACAAGAAGCGAAAUGAGAGGUCUGCUCGGUCGUUCGUUCGUUCGAGAGCCGUUGAUCUUUGGCCUAUUGCACACUUGAAAGAGAGAUCAGCUUUGCAGCAGUAGCAAGUUGGCGACUAGUAGUACAUAAAUGAUGUGACGGUCUCUACUGUUGUCCACCUCGCGCUUUACACUUACCCUGGCCCUUACUUGAGUGGACUCCCGACGGGCAGCUGAGUGAAUCGCCCGCCUUAUGUUCGUACAGGAGUUAUGCGAUGUUUCCAGGACCUUUUAAGUAAUAGGCACUGAUCCACGGACGAAGGCACAGACAAAAGCCAACACGCAUUGGAGAAGGUGAACUGCGGUGAUAGAAAUCGUAGUCGCACGUCCAUCGCCUCUGGGUCUACGAUUGAGCCGAUGGCCGUCGUACUCUAGCCAGCGGCGGGAUGAAUGCCGGCCUGCAUUUCUUUCGCAGCGCAGCAUCCGUAUUUUGUACGCUGCAGUCUCGCCUUGCUGCAAAUUCGCGUUCUAGGACCAGAGCGUCAGUGAAUUGCUGUUGGCGUUGUGGCGGCUGCUGCGGCUGCUGUCAAGUUGUGGGCGCGGCCAAAACGUGCGACAGCGCAGGACCUGAAUAUUGUGAUAGAGUGUGUACGAGGGUAACUCAGCGACUGUUCAAUUUGACAUCAUCUGUUGUGUUGUACAGCCCGCGCUCCCCGGAUACACUGACUUGUGGAGCUUUAUUGUGUUCGUUAUGUUCUUGGAGUGAUUUUUCGGGGGGAAAUUAAUGUCUCCCACUCGUUUCCGAGAGUGGUCUUCGUGGCUAGUGCAAGUUUCUAAUUAAGUUCAAAAGGUUUCUUCCGUACAACGGCCUUCGUUUAACACCAGCUUGUAGUCAGCUGCUUAAGGAUUAGCAGCUUAUCGUAAAGAUAACACAACCAGUGUGACAGCUAUAGGUAGUCCGCGAAGAAACGAAGGGAUGCAAAUAUGAUGCGACACAUUGAGCACGUCCUCCUCGCUGGCCUAGCAAUCGUCCUCUGUGUCCAUAUACCAGCUGCUAACACGCACGACGCAGCGCAGGCCACACGCUCCGAGGUGGUAAUUGGCCUUAUGCGACAUCCUCGACAUUCUCAAUCCAACGAUGACGAUGGUGCUGCCUUAGCGACAGGAACGAGGUUGACAAUUGUCGAAGAAUCUUCUGUUGUUCCUUUCUCGACGAUGGUCCUAGCUGAUCCCGCUCCUAGAACCACUCUGGCGCCGCCGCCGCCGCCGACGGCGGCACCGGCGACGACGAUUGAACCAGUCAUAAGGACCACGAUAAGCUCUGAUAUUGUUUCUAUCGAAGAGAUGUCGAGCGCUGUUCGCGAGGUGCUCAGCGUGGAGGUGAUACGGGUAUUUCCGGACAAAACGAGUGAAAACGAUAAGGUGAUGACGAUGCCGUCAAACAACAACAACCAGGUCAAUGCUGUCGGCAUCGUCGAAGACAAAGCGGUAGAGAAGACCGUGCCGGCAAUUAUGAAGUCAAUUCAUCCAAUGUUAUCCAUGUUUCGGAGGGAGGAUAGGCCUGCUAUCAAUCAGAGUUUAAACGGCAGUGACGAUCGAAAUGUUGGUGGCAGAGAAAACAGUACUAACGUUGAUGACAACACCGAGACAACUCUACCUGGCCAGACGAAAAUACCACAGUCGUCAACUCUGGCCGCAUCGCAACAACAAGCAGAUUUAACUAGAACACGAGCAAUUCUAAGAGUAAGUCAGUCUGCGAAGCAGUCGACUACAAUAGAAAUUCCGGAUAGUCCCUCCUGUAAGAUGGGUACUACACCGCAGCAGCGAAUAGAAACGCAACCGAUAAACAACUCGUUUUCGAAAAUGACCAACAUCAAAGGAGGCUCCAACGGGAUACUCUGUGAAUCACAAGUUAGUGGUCCUAGCCAAGAAACAGCGUCAAACGUUGUUUCUGGAUCGCAAAACUUUGCCGGCAAAGACAGUCCAUCAAGUGCAAAGUUACAAGAUCUUACUAUGACGAACACAAGUUCUUUUGUUAUUGCGUCAAAUAACGCCAGUGCCGUUGCGAAGCAGCAUUCCAGUGCCAUCUCGGAAAAGGUGGCGACUGGAUUGAAGUAUGUCGCGCAACGGGUCGCCGUGGCGUCGGCAUUUCCUCUCCAGCUGUUGGGCCCGAGCGGUACCCCCACAGCAUCCACUGUCGCCGUUCAACUCCUGCAGCUGCACAAAUCGCAAGCGAUCCUCCGUCAGGCGGCGCUGGUUGCGCGCAUUCGUCAACGCUAUACUGCUGCGAUGCGUGUUUUCUACCAAAAAGGAAGUAUGGAGUCAGACCUUCCCGAGUGCGCGCCACGCCAGGUGUGCAAUCGCAUAGAUGUCUACUCAACCCCGUGGGUCGAACGACAGUGUCGCUGCCCAUCCGGCCCGGGUAUCAACAAACAGCAGGCUUGCCCUCAAACGGUGGACGCCGAGGACGGCCACUCACUAGUGGAUCGGACCCGGUUAUUUAAAACUUGCGAGCCUAUUCGUACGCUGCCGAUGUGCAGAUACUUCCGUGACUUCACGUGGACGAUUGAACAGAUGGGAACAGCAUCGGCUUCCUCAUCAUCAUCAACAACAGCAGCAUCCUCUAUGGCAGGUGCGAAUGGGGCUGCAACGAGUAGAGGGGACAGCGGCAGUAGCAGCGGUGUGGGUCGCCAGACGGUGCAUUGCGUUUGUCCCAGAAACUCCGUGGCGUAUAUUGCGCGUCAUGAGGCUAUCCAAGCCGCGGAUGGAACUGUGCAAGGCUUCAAGUACUCGUUUGCGUGCUCUCCACAGAGCAGGCAGGCGUGUGCGCCGUCAGAGCCUUGUCGUUUGUUUACGGUAAAGAGACGCCGGUUCGUCGACGAGGUGAACACCAAUACACUUUGCGAAUGUGGCUCUAAGCGCCGUUGUCCAUCGCAUCACACGGACGAGUCCAUAAGUCCGGGGUCGUUCUUCAAAGAAGACCAUGUCAAGGUGUUCACAGGAUUCUGCCAGCCAGUUCCCAAAGAAUCAGUUCCUUUAACAGGAUCAGCCCCAAUCCAGUUGGCAUCAUCGUUCAGUCCACAAACUGCUAUGCCUCUAACAGCAGCCCUCAUGGCAGACGUGAACGUAACUUCAGCACCCUUUGAACAUUUUGCCGCUACUACAAUAAAUAGCAAUUCUACAAGUGCCAGUAGGAGUGUGACUGAGCUGACCCCUCUUCAAUACAUGACCCCGGACGGAAGCCACGGAAACAAUAGCAGCAACGGCGGUAACAGCACCAACGAUACAACCAGCAGUGGCAGCAAGGGCAGCUCGAGUAGUUCUUAGACCUUUAGAGACAUUGAUUGAUUUUGUCCUGAAGCCGUAAAAAAUGAAUUACGACGAGGUGAACUAAUAGAAGUCCGGCUAUUGUGAAGUGCACCAUCGAACUUGUCUGAGUCUCUAAUGCCAAUAUGCUAUGUGAACUUGAUCGAUGUACCACGCGCCGGUCGUCGAGUUCUCGCGGUCAGGACGUCGAAAGAAGCAAUGCUUCGUGUUACUCCACGGUGGGCUAAUUACAUAACAAGUGAAACAGUCUAGGCAUAACUAGUUCGAGGUGAACACAUGGUACCUCUGCUCCUAUGAGCUCCCAUCAAUAGAUUUCCAGUCAUUGAUUGCUAACAUUGUAGCCCCAUCAGCGUAACCAUCAGAAACGUCAACUACCCUCAUCGAUCCUGUCCUAAAGUGCAUAUAUACAUGCACAUUUACUGUGCACUGUGCUUUGCUGUCAAUUCUACGGUCCGUGAUAUUGACAGUAUGCGCUUACGGCAAUUGGGGCUCAACAAGUCGGCUCGGUGAUACCAGGUAUCGUUGUUAAACACAAAAGGCAGCAAGAGUGAAAGAAUUACCGUCGUCGUUAACAGAAACGACGACAACAACAACAACAUCUUCCUCCAGUAGAAGCAUUGCGGAUGGACUGAUUCGUUUACCGAGUCGGGCGCGUAUCAGACUAUCGGCACAGACAGACAGUCAGACAGACAGACCGACAGGCAGGCAGGCAGGCGGGCAGGCAGGCAGGCAGGCAGGCAGGCAGGCAACAACAACAACACAUGGUCUCAUAGUGAACUUCGUUUAACUUCAUUAGUUGUUGGCUCUACGCUCAGUGGUAUGAGGGCUAGACGAACAUUGAGGGUCACGGCCGCUUAACGCUUCUGGAGGUCAUCUUUACGAUAAGGUCACCCGGUCCCGUCACGUCGUCCCCUCCGCCCGCCUUCAUACGGCAUCGUCACUGCCGAAGCAGUGGCAGAGGCCAUACGUCGUGGGGCCGCAGAGAGAGAGAGAGGAACCAACGAGCCAACUAGGCCUAGAGGCAGGCAAGCAGCCCGUAUCCUGUCGCUUGUUCGUCGAUCUAACGUCUGACGAAGUUUGUCUUCGCAGACGCAAACGCACACGAGGGACACACAUACAUAUACUAUUGCGUAUACGGACUAAAAUACACACAGUUUUCUACGAACACGACAGACGAAGAUAAAUGCUAUGAAAGUGGGACGCAUUAGUUCAUUCUCGGUAGUAAAACGCAGAAAAAAAAAAUGGUGGUGAAAAGAGACUGAGCUGGUGAGGGAGGGAAGUGAGAGGGACGAGUCGAGUCAAAUAAUGAAUAUAUGGGUGCACAAGGAAACGAAGAAUAAAGGAGGGAAUUAGUUCGUAUGACACGCAGAGAAAAGUGGACCAAGAAAACAAUAUAACGAAAGAAGAAGCAUCGAGUGGCAAUAAAAAUAAAAAUUAUUUUUGAUUUUAUUAUUAUUAUCAUCCAUCAGACCCCUAUGCACCAUUUCGUUGGGUCUUUGAGAGUAAUUUUUCCGGAAUUUGAAGCUAAUGAAGCCGUAUCAUCGUCAUCAGCAACCCAUAAUGUACAAACAACAUGUUGCUGGGUGACCCCGCAACCACUAUUAUUACUAUCGGGCCGACGCCCAAAUUUCAUCGUUGGUUUAUCCUGUAGUUCAGCAUAACAACCCUAUUUUCCUGUUUCUACAGUAGCUAAGGUCAAUAACUGCUAUUUGAUUACUACAGUCGGAUAAUAAUCGCGUAACAUCAAGAUUUUUACUAGUAGCAAUUACCUGUACCGCAACAUGUGUCUGUUCAUGUUUAUGAUCACACUAAUUAUGGCUGUGUUUAGGUCGUAUUUUUGUCAGUGUAGUAUACAGAAAAGCUGUAGUGGCCGUCAUUAAGGACACCGAAACAUCAGGUUCGGGUUUGACUAGAUCUAGUAGACAGAACAAGAUGGCGUGGAUCGGUCAACUGCACAAAAUACGAUGAUGAAGCAGAGAUAAAUGUCGCUAUGUCUACUCCAAAUAUAGCAUUUGGAAUAAUGAAGCAUUUCGCGCAAUCGUCUAGCCCCGAAUAGAGAGCAUUACCAUGAACCCCACAGAAUAUGGUAAAAGGAGAAAACUUGGAAAAGAACUUCCCAAUAUUUUCUCGAUAGCUCAAAGUAAACAAUAACUAAUUUGUUUUUUGUUAAACUGGCAGACCAAAGAAACGAAUAAUUGUCCCUUCCCCCCUCAAACUUGACAGAAGAAUCGAGGCUCCGGUGCGCGAUGACGGCCACUUCGCAGCAUCAACGUUAGCGAUGACACAUCUGCACAACAAAGAAUUCGCGUUCGCGGAGAAUUUUAUCAGAUGUUAGAUGGAUUAAUAGUAUGAUUAAACGGGAUUCUAAUAGGUUUAUGGGAUUCCUAAGUUCUAUUUUUUUUUUUUUUUUUUUUUUUGUUUACACAUUGCACUUAGACCCUGUACAACUGUAUGUUCUCGUUAGACGAAUACGAAGGCUCGAUAGAUUUAAAAAUAACGAUAAUGGUAUGAUGACAUCAUCGUUACAUUAAAUGGCGCAAAUACGUUCUGUCUGUUAAUUUAUCGCAAAAUCACAAUAGAUAAAAAACUAUGAUCUUAAAGAUCUCAGAACGCCGUUACUCCAACGAUACUAGCAGCUACAGAAAACGGCAGGCUCAAACGUUCUUCAAUCGAUAAUAAAGCAUAUUCAGCGACAGUAAUGACAUUGGUAACCCAUGCGAAGAUUUGGAUUGAGCAAUAAGCACUACUAAGAAAUGGCUACUCUAUUAAUAGUCUAUAAAAAAAUGGGCCUUUAACGCUUCCUUGCAACACGUGUAUGAGCUCGAAUAGACAAGCGAAACAUUUGUUACUUCUGCUUGGACGAAUUCAUAGAACAGACAGGCUUAAUAGACAGGAGGAGUGUCGUUGAUUUUAUCUAAAUAAUUUUUUGUACCACCCUUCAUUGUAAAAUGCCGAUAGUUGUUGCGACAAUGACUUCAGAGUACUAUAAUAAUAAUAAUAAUAAUAAUAAUAAAAAAUGGAGAUGAUAUAUCUAUAAAUACAUAUCUAUAUUUAUAAAGCAUAGUAAUACUAUUAAAUAAUAACCUAUUUAUUAAUAAAUGAAGGAGAAAAGCUGAUAGGGGGCGCUUGGAAGUGAUUAAUGAUAGAAAAUAUACGGAAAAACAUUAGGCAGUGUAUGGCAUACUUACUGGACGACUAAAAAAGGAGAAACUAAAAUGAGAUUUACGUCCGGUACUGCCAUUAAGUACUGCGUCGGACGGAACCAACUACAAACUGCUACUGAUACCGCUAGUGUUACUAGCGGCGCUAGUGUACUGUCCAAAAACAAACCGCUCACUGAAGUACCACAUGGAUGAUUCAUGAAUCAGGGGAUAUUUUCUAACGUGUAGAAAAAGCUUAAUUAUUCCUAAUUUAUUAUUGAGUAUCAUGAUUUUUUUCAAAAGUGAAAGUGUAGUGUUAUUGUUACUGUUAAUGGUCGAAAGUUCGGCCAUUUUCGGAGCUUCAAGUAUAAAGCACGCCACGUUUGUCGAACAUGUAGACCCACUUGACAAAAACAAGUCCUACCAUUUCCGUUAGCACUCCUAAUCACUUCGCAAGCCCCAUCAGCAAUAAUAAUCUAUGAAACGACAUGUGCGCACUGAAUAAACGCAAACAAAACAAGGACGCUAUAAGAAGAAGCUUGUAGGAAGAUAGACACAGUGAACGCUAAUAUAUUACAAUCGAUGCUCAAGCGAUGCUUCAUUUUUUCGGGCCUGAGAAAAGCGAGCUAAAAUCACGUAAGCUUAUAUUCGUGUAAAUAUAAAAAAAUAAGUGACGUUUUUGGUGUAUACGCAUUUUAACUAAGCCUGGCAAAAAAAUACGUUUCCGCCAAUCGAAAAGGUAGCCCGCGUGCUGUUUUCAAAAUUGUCAAAUUUAACGUUAAGAUGUGUACAUGAAUCAAACUGUUGCAACAUCAGGACGGAACCCUUGUAAGCAAGCGCGUUAUGUACAGAGAGAUCACUAUUAUAGAACUGAUUAUUAUUGUACAGUGUAUAUAAAAAAAAAAAACAGGUUUGAAGGAAAGUACAAAAAUCUAAAAGGUUAGACACAUCACAGAGAAGAAGAAAUAUUGAAGAAUAACCGACAGGUUAAGCGGAAGGAUGAACAUAUGAUGACGGCAAGGAAGAUCUAAACAACGUUGAAUGUUAGUGGAAACAAGAAGGUCAUGAAGUUUCUGUACGAUAGUAAAAAGUCUGGAUGCCUAACAGAGGGUCUUCCAAACAGAA